AUAUCCGGGAUAGUGAAGGCAGUGUUUUGGCCCGUCAUGUGACCCUCCUUGGCCUUGGACAAAUGUCUUACGAUGGCAGUGCUGGAAAAGCCGUGGGACAACAAAGUGGGAAUCCAGCAGCAGCACAGCGUAGAACUAGAAAGAGACGGCGUGGUGUUGAUUCACAGAAGGAAGUGACCGUAGGCCUUCCUGAUUAUGUCAAACCAGCACUCGACAUACUGUUUGUAAGCUCUGUUUAUCGAAAUCUCUGUGGGGUUGGAAUCAAUCCUGGUGUUACCUCUGCAUCAGUAGGCCAUCACUAUGCUAAAUCAUCAAAUCAUUUCUGGCCUUGUCUUUAUGAAUCUGGUCUUAUCCCUGAAAAACUGUUGUACAAAGACGAUGCUCGUUGUUUGGAUUAUAGCAUUGGUCUUACAAAUAUGGUGGCAAGAACCACUCGAGGCUCAUCUGACUUGUCCAGAGAAGAAAUGAGAAUGGGAUCCGAAGAAUUGAAACAGAAAGUGCAAGAUAUUCAACCAAAGAUAGUGUGUUUUAAUGGCAAAGGAAUUUUUGAAGUGUUCACAGGAAAGAAGUGCAAAUUGGGACAACAAUCAGAACUUUUUCCAGGAACCAGUGCGGUAGUAUACGUGAUGCCGUCGUCGUCGGCGAGGACUGCAUCUCAUCCGAGAGCAUCGGACAAAUUAGAAUUUUUUAGGGAGUUGAAGCAACUGAGAGACAAGAUGGCCAGCUCGUCUUAGUUAUUUAUUAAUUAAAGCUGUACUAAUUAAUUGAUUAAUUAAGUAAAAACUUUGCGAAUAAGUCUGUUGCGUACAGUUGUUGAUUGAACGGUAUAUUUUGACGAAUUCUAAUCAUUUUAGUAUCG
Corticium candelabrum is the source of this 859-nucleotide messenger RNA. RefSeq names its product G/T mismatch-specific thymine DNA glycosylase-like. Gene Ontology annotation, cellular component: nucleus. The transcript has 7 exons. NCBI's taxonomy places the organism in Eukaryota, Metazoa, Porifera, Homoscleromorpha, Homosclerophorida, Plakinidae. Gene Ontology annotation, molecular function: uracil DNA N-glycosylase activity; pyrimidine-specific mismatch base pair DNA N-glycosylase activity. Gene Ontology annotation, biological process: base-excision repair, AP site formation. Bases 63 to 734 code for a protein of 223 amino acids. The record is from RefSeq and is a predicted model, not a curated record.